Lodderomyces theae is the source of this 1200-nucleotide messenger RNA. RefSeq names its product branched-chain-amino-acid transaminase (gene BAT21). Lineage: Eukaryota; Fungi; Ascomycota; Pichiomycetes; Serinales; Debaryomycetaceae. Gene Ontology annotation, molecular function: branched-chain-amino-acid:2-oxoglutarate transaminase activity. The transcript has 2 exons. Gene Ontology annotation, biological process: L-valine biosynthetic process; L-leucine biosynthetic process. Bases 1 to 1200 code for a protein of 399 amino acids. The record is from RefSeq and is a predicted model, not a curated record. Gene Ontology annotation, cellular component: mitochondrion.
AUGAGGAGACAAAUAGUGAGAAUGGAAUAUAUGAAAGGUGCCGUUCUUAUGUCCUUGUCGUUCUACAGGUUCAACUCCUCCCACACUCAGAGCCCAUUGAAUGCUGCAAAUUUAGUAAUUGAAAAAACAACAAACCCCAAGCCCAAACUUCCCAAAGACGAGUUGGUUUUCGGGAAAACUUUCACUGAUCAUAUGUUGGAGAUUGAGUGGGAUGCCAAGACUGGAUGGGGAAAGCCAAAAAUUUCCCCGUAUCACAAUUUAUCACUCGAUCCUUCGACGGUUGUAUUUCACUAUGCUUUUGAGUUAUUCGAGGGAAUGAAGGCAUACAAGGAUAAAUCUGGCAGUAUCAGAACUUUCAGAGGAGACAAGAAUAUGGAAAGGAUGAACAAAUCAGCAGAAAGAAUUGCCUUGCCACAGUUUAGUGGGGAAGAGUUGCAAAAGUUGAUUGAUCAAUUGUUAAUUCUUGAUAAAGAAUUCGUGCCAGAUGGACAGGGAUAUUCUUUGUACAUAAGACCUACUUUGAUUGGUACAACUGCAUCUUUGGGUGUAAGCACCCCAGAUAAGGCUUUGUUAUUUGUCAUUGCGUCUCCAGUGGGACCAUACUAUUCAAGUGGAUUUAAACCUGUUAGUUUGGAAGCUACGGACUAUGCCGUUAGAGCAUGGCCAGGAGGUGUUGGUGAUAAGAAAUUGGGAGCAAAUUAUGCACCAUGUGUUUUGCCCCAAUUGCAAGCUUCCAAAAGAGGCUUUCAUCAAAACUUGUGGCUAUUCGGAGAUGAGGGGUACAUCACCGAGGUAGGGACUAUGAAUGUGUUUUUUGUUUUCCAAGAUCCGUCUACUGGUAAAAAGGAGCUUGUAACAGCUCCUCUCGAUGGUACAAUUUUAGAGGGAGUCACUAGAGAUUCAAUUUUGGAGUUGGCUAGAGAUAGAUUACCAAACGACGAGUGGGUCGUUUCCGAGAGGAAAUUCACAAUCCACGAGGUGAAGGACGCUGCAGAGAAAGGCAACUUGGUAGAAGCAUUUGGAGCAGGUACAGCAGCGGUUGUAUCUCCCAUCAAGAAUAUUGGGUUCAGGGGCGAAGAUAUUCCUGUACCUGUGUCCCUCGGGAACUCCGGUGAACUAACUUCUCAAGUUGCCGAAUGGAUCAGAAAGAUACAAUACGGUGAAGAGGACUACAAAAACUGGUCCAGGGUUGCAAAGUAA